Knipowitschia caucasica is the source of this 933-nucleotide messenger RNA. NCBI's taxonomy places the organism in Eukaryota, Metazoa, Chordata, Actinopteri, Gobiiformes, Gobiidae. The record is from the annotation of a GenBank genome assembly.
AUGGAGCCCCUGAAGAACAUAUUCAGCCGCGGCCCGCUGUCCAACUGGAAGAACCUGGACCAGUCGGCGAAGGGGAACUUUAGCAACCCCGUCUGGACCGCCUUGUUCGACUACGAGGCUUCCUGCAAGGAUGAGCUCACUCUACGGAAGGGAGACCAGGUGGAGGUUCUGUCACUGGAUUCGGAAAUCUCAGGAGACGAAGGCUGGUGGGCCGGGAAAGUCAACAACAAGGUGGGGAUCUUUCCUUCCAACUACGGCUCCUUCAAGCCCAGCGGUUAUGGCACACUCCCAGGCAGAGCGGUGGUGGGGGAGCUGGCGCCUGGAGAGUUCGAACCUCUGGUGGUGGAUUUCCGUGAGCUGAGCCUGGAGGAGGUAAUCGGAGUUGGCGGGUUCGGGAAGGUUUAUCGCGGUACGUGGAGAGGUGGGUUGGUGGCAGUGAAAGCGGCGCGCCAAGACCCAGACGAGGAUAUAAGUGUGACGGCGCAGAAUGUUCGGCAGGAGGCCAGGCUGUUUGCUAUGUUGACGCAUCCCAACAUCAUUGCGCUGAAGGGGGUGUGUCUGCAGGAGCCCAACCUGUGCCUGGUGAUGGAGUAUGCCUCUGGGGGGGCUCUGAGUCGUGCUCUGGCCGGGAGGAGGAUACCCCCGCACGUGCUGGUGAACUGGGCCGUGCAGAUCGCCCGCGGGAUGCUCUACCUCCACAGCGAAGCCAUCGUCCCGGUCAUCCAUCGAGAUCUCAAGUCCAACAACAUCUUGCUCGCUCAGCCCCUGGAGAAUGACUGUGUGGAGGGUCUGACGUUGAAGAUCACAGACUUCGGUUUGGCUCGAGAGUGGCAUAAGACGACCAAGAUGAGCACCGCGGGGACCUACGCCUGGAUGGCCCCUGAGGUCAUCAAGGCCUCCACCUUCUCCAAGGGCAGCGAUGUCUGGAGGUGA